CAAUUGAAUAAAAUUUCUUGGAGCUGGUUCCUGACUAACAUAAAUUUGAUCAAUCCUUCAGCUUUCGCCCGGAUCUCCCGUGGACCCUAACUGUUCAUUAUUCUGUCACUAGUAUUUUCACGGCCGCGCGCGACCAAAAUUCAAAGAUGACGUCCUACACAUCGGGUGCAGGAAUACCCUUCAAUUAUGGCUCUGUGACUAGUUCUUCAGGCAGCAUGAGGGAUGCUAUCGCUUCAUACCGUCGCUCGCAAUUCUUUGCCAGUUCAAAUAUACCAUAUAACGCUCAUUUUUCUGACGAGGAGUCGGAUGAAGAGGCUUACCUUGGAGAAGACGACGAGGAAGGCGAGUUAACUCCAAUACCCAGGGAUGACAUGACAGAGUUGUGGGACUGGGACGAAUCGUCGCGUCCAGUCUUGCAACCUGCACGAACUUUUAUCCCCCGGCGGCCUGUUGAUACACGGGAAAUCACUGCUGCUGGCGGAAGUCAACUCGCUCGAUCAACCAGUGAUGAAGCUGCUCCUUUACUUAAAGCAUCUUCCACAUCCAGUAAUCAAAUCAGUUAUGGGGGAUCUGAUUCAGAUGCCUACGUCGGUGAAGAGUCACGCAUCCCAACAGAUCGGUCUUUACUACGGCGCAAGUCGUCGGUUACCCUGAGGAAACCACACAAUUACGGAGGACAAAGUACCUACGGGCAGACAUUAUUCAACAGUAUCGCGAUAUUACUGGGCAUAGGAAUGCUAUCCGAGCCCCUGGCCUUCGCAUAUGCUGGUUGGAUCGGUGGAACGGCUCUCAUCGUGUUUAUGGGCUUCUUGAAUUGCUAUACUGCUAAGAUUCUUGCUGGUAUCAUCUUGGAGGACCCUCGUUUGAGGUCAUACGCCGACAUUGGUCGUAAGGCGUUUGGUCCCAAGUCGACCGCCCUGACCACGAUUAUGUUUUGUCUUGAACUUUUUGCCCCGCUGACUCCUAUGCACGAAGUCAUGCCAGCGUAUUCCUCAGACACGUUUAAAAUCGCAUCCAUUGUCGUAUUGGUACCGCUGGUUUUUCUACCGCUGUCCAUACUCUCUUAUACCUCGAUCCUUGGCAUCUGUUCGACACUCCUCAUCAUUCUUGUCAUUUUCAUAGAUGGCUUUUCUAAGCCAGAUGCUCCUGGCAGUCUCUGGAGUCCGGCCGCAACGUCGUGGGGGACUGGCUCUAUGACAGAGCUUGGAGUUGCUUUUGGCUUGUUAAUGGCUGGCUUCUCUGGCCAUGCUGUAAUACCAUCAUUGGCUCGUGACAUGGUUGAUCCUUCCGAGUUUAAUAACAUGAUCAACUGGGCUUUCGUCGUUACCACAUUCAUCUAUGGGGUUAUUGGUUAUGCUGGGUACUUGAUGUUCGGACGAAACGUGAGCGACGAGGUCAGUAAGGACCUCAUGAGCACUCCUGGUUAUAACUCAUGGAUCAACGAAAUUGCACUAUGGACGUUGCUCAAUGUCAUCCUCGAAAUCAUGCUCGGUAUAGAUAAUCAUACGCCGUUUCAGGGUGGUGUCAAACCCCAGCUAGACACUCAGCUUUCUACUGCCCGUCAACUUUUGAAUCGCGUAUUCUUCAUUGUCGGGCGCGUAUCUAUCCCCGCGCUGUCUAUUUUGGUGUCGAUCCUCGUUCCGGAGUUUAGCUCCCUUAUGGCCUUCCUUGGUUCAUUCUCAGCCUUCGUGAUCUGCGUCAUUGGUCCUAUAUCAGCCAAAAUCGCCCUUGAGGGAAGGUAUGGUUUGGUUGAUGUUUCAUUGCUCGCAAUAGCCAUUGUGAUGGCAACUUGGGGGACGCUUGCUGCAUUUUGGGCAGCGUGAAAUUUUCGUCGGUCUCGAAGAAAUACACAGACGGAUGUCUUCUUGGUACUUCAUUAUUGCCCUUUGAAUCUCAAGCUUCAUGUUCUGACGUUCUACUUGUGUUUCCCGCUGUAUCACACAAAUAUGUACUAUAGCUAUACAUAUCA
Suillus subalutaceus is the source of this 1969-nucleotide messenger RNA. RefSeq names its product transmembrane amino acid transporter protein-domain-containing protein. Bases 147 to 1823 code for a protein of 558 amino acids. The transcript is spliced from 11 exons. Gene Ontology annotation, molecular function: amino acid transmembrane transporter activity. Lineage: Eukaryota; Fungi; Basidiomycota; Agaricomycetes; Boletales; Suillaceae. Gene Ontology annotation, biological process: amino acid transmembrane transport. Gene Ontology annotation, cellular component: vacuolar membrane. The record is from RefSeq and is a predicted model, not a curated record.